AAGAAACCGGAAGUUGUUCAGCGUCAUUUCCGGUUGCGAAUGUGUAAUGAUGUCGCCUUCGCUAUUUAAUUUUGUCGACGCUAAAGACAAAUUCACGGCGUCUGCCAGGCAUGCACUAGUGGGUAAAACCAGCAAACCUUUGGUGAAUGUGUUCAACCAGUUCCCUGGGAAUGAGGCAGAGAAGAAGACCACCCUCGACCAGGCUCUGAGAGGAGUCCUCGGUGAUCAGAUUGUUGAGCAGAAUGUGAGCUGUGAACAAUACUUGUCUCUCAUCUACCUGAGUAUUGAUGCAGUGACAGAAGGUAUCUGUUCCGCUACAACUCCUUUCCUUCUGCUGGGAGAUGUACUGGACUGUCUCCCCCUCGACCAGUGCGACAAAAUAUUCUCUUUUGUUGAAGAGAAUGUCUCCACCUGGAAAUCGAACUCUUUUUACACUGCCGGGAAGAACUACCUGUUGAGGAUGUGUAAUGACCUUUUAAGGAGGCUGUCCAAAUCCCAGAAUACGGUGUUCUGUGGGCGAAUCCAGCUCUUCCUGGCACGUCUCUUCCCUCUGUCUGAAAAAUCAGGUCUCAAUCUGCAGAGCCAGUUUAAUCUGGACAAUAUAACAGUGUUCAACAAGAAUGAACAAGAAAGCACUUUUGGCCAGAAGCCCACAGAAGAAAAGGAAGAUGGAAUGGAUGUGGAGGAGGGAGAAAUGGGAGAGGAGGAAGCUCCUGCUCCAUGUUCCAUUCCAAUCGACUACAACUUGUACAGAAAGUUCUGGACACUGCAGGACUACUUCAGAAACCCUGUGCAGUGUUACGAUAAAUUCUCUUGGAUGACAUUUCUUAAGUUCUCAGACGAAACCUUGGCGGUGUUCAAGAGCUAUAAAUUGGACGACAUGCAGGCCUCUAAGAGAAAGCUGGAGGAGCUGAGAGCAUCCGGAGGAGAGCAUGUCUACUUUGCCAAGUUUCUAACAAGUGAAAAGCUGAUGGACUUGCAGCUCAGCGACAGCAACUUCAGGCGGCACAUUCUACUGCAGUACCUCAUCCUCUUCCAGUACCUGAAGGGUCAGGUCAAAUUCAAAAGCUCUGGCUGUGUUCUGAAUGAUGACCAGACUACAUGGAUUGAAGAGACAACUAAACUGGUUUUCCAGCUGCUGAAAGAGAUCCCUCCUGAUGGUGACAAGUUUGCCACCAUGGUUGAACAUAUCCUCGGCACAGAGGAGAACUGGAAUGGCUGGAAAAACGAGGGAUGCCCGAGCUUUGUGAAAGAAAGGACGGUAGAUGACAAACCCAAAAGGCCGACCAGGAAAAGACAAGCUCCAGAAGACUUUCUUGGAAAAGGGCCAGACUCCAAGAUCUUCAUGGGAAAUGAUGAGUUGACUCGACUGUGGAACCUGAACCAUGACAACAUGGAGGCCUGCAAGUCAGACAGCAGGGAGUUCAUGCCAUCACUGGACGAGUUCUUUGCGGAGGCCAUUGAACAGGCCGAUCCUGCUAACAUGGUGGAGGAAGAGUACAAGGCUGUGCGAAACCCAAACUACGGCUGGCGCGCUCUGAGGCUGCUGUCCAGGAGAAGUCCACACUUCUUUCAACCGACUAACCAGAAGUUCAAGAGCCUCGCAGACUACCUAGACAGCAUGGUCAGCAAACUGGCCAAAGAACUGCCGAAGGAUAUUCCCUCCGAAGAGAUCAAGACAGGAGAAGAGGAUGACGACGACAACGGAGACAAUCUUCUCAAAGACAGCAACGACAGUCCGAGCAUACAGAGCAAGACUGUGACUAACCAGCAGAUGGACGACAUCGCAGCCAAACUGGGUGCUCAGUGGAAGACGCUGGCAUCUCACUUGGAGAUGAAGGCGGCGGAGCUGCGAGAGAUUGAAACGGACAGCGAAGACGUUGACAUGCAGGCCAAACUGCUGCUCGUGGCCUGGCAGGACAGAGAGGGAACCCAAGCUACUGUGGAGAGCUUGGUCACAGCUCUCAACGCUGCAGGAUUCUCUCAGAUUGCAGACAACCUCAGUGAGGCUUAAAUUAGCUCAUUCAGCACCUCAGUUAUUGUUGCAGCCUCCUUUUUCAUACCAAAAACAAUUUGGAAUUCAACAUUUUUGUAUGUAGUGUAGGUUGAAACCGAAGUUUUUCACUGUGAAAAAAAUCCAAUAAAUGUUUUCUUUUUUUAAAUAAAA
Messenger RNA from Anoplopoma fimbria (sablefish), 2167 nucleotides. It is a transcript of the gene thoc1, whose product is annotated as THO complex 1. Gene Ontology annotation, cellular component: THO complex part of transcription export complex. The transcript is spliced from 21 exons. Bases 47 to 2014 code for a protein of 655 amino acids. Lineage: Eukaryota; Metazoa; Chordata; Actinopteri; Perciformes; Anoplopomatidae. Gene Ontology annotation, molecular function: protein binding. Gene Ontology annotation, biological process: mRNA export from nucleus; regulation of DNA-templated transcription elongation; signal transduction. The record is from RefSeq and is a predicted model, not a curated record.